Molecule: messenger RNA, 708 nt
Organism: Macrobrachium nipponense
Lineage: Eukaryota; Metazoa; Arthropoda; Malacostraca; Decapoda; Palaemonidae
Product: nascent polypeptide-associated complex subunit alpha, muscle-specific form-like
Exons: 1
Coding region: 1-708 (235 amino acids)
Source: RefSeq, a predicted model, not a curated record
AUGGCGGGCCCCGCCCGCCCAUCCUCGGACAACCUAGCGGGACCUCGACUGCCUCCUCACCCGGACACACCUGGCAGAUCUCGCCUGCCCGUCCUGGCACCCAUGGCGGGCCUAGCCCUCCCGUCCCAAGACCCAUGGCGGUCAUUGCGCCCGCCUGUCCCUGUACCCAAGGCGGGCCCUACCCUCCUGUCACGGGACCUGUGGCGGACCUCGCCCCUCCAUCUUGGUACCUGUGGCGGAACCCCACCCGACCAUCCCGUACCCGUGGUGGGACCUCGCCCGCCUGUCUUGCACCCGUGGCGGGCCUCGCCAUUCCAUCCCAGCACCCAUGGCCUGCCCGUCCCAGCAGGCAGCCCUUGCGGACCUCGCCCUCCUGUCCUGUCACCCGUGGUGGGUCUGCCCACCCAUCCUAGCACCCGUGGCAGACCUCACCUGUGCAUCCUGGCGGAACCGAGGCUUGCCCCACAUGUCCCGUCCCGGGACACCUGGUGGACCUCGCCCGCCCAUCCCAGCACCCGUGGUGGGCCCCACCCACCGCCCAUCGCGGGACGCCUGGCUGACCUUGCCCACCCAUCCCAGGACACCUGGCAGACCUCGCUCGCCCAUCCUGGGACCAGUGGCAGGCCUCACCCAUCAGUCCCGGACACCUGGAGACCUCACCUGCUUUCCUGGGACCUGUGGCGGGUCUCACCCACCAGUCCCAGCUGA